Messenger RNA from Symbiodinium natans, 342 nucleotides. NCBI's taxonomy places the organism in Eukaryota, Dinophyceae, Suessiales, Symbiodiniaceae. The record is from the annotation of a GenBank genome assembly.
AUGGGCCGAAAACCAAAGGCCUCCUCGAAGUCGGCCUCGAACCCGAAGUCGGCAGCCAAGAAGACGAUCGAGAAGGGCAAGGACAGUGCCGACAAGGAGCCCGAGGUCCAGAAGGAGGACCAGGAGGGGAAGGCCGACCGACAGAAAGGGCUUCAAGUUGUCCUGGACGCCGUGGCCUUCCUGAAAAAGAAGAAGCUCUGGGUCUGUGACUCGAGGAGCAAGGUGGCGAAAUGCCCCCGAUUUCCGGAGAAGUGGUCCGGCAGCCAGGUUGAGAAGGCCUGGCGCUCAGACAUUGCGUGUGUCGGCGUCAGAGGCAGUCACCUGUCACUGUCGAAUGUGUAA